This is a messenger RNA of Oryctolagus cuniculus (rabbit), 2242 nucleotides long. NCBI's taxonomy places the organism in Eukaryota, Metazoa, Chordata, Mammalia, Lagomorpha, Leporidae. The record is from RefSeq and is a predicted model, not a curated record.
GCCCCGAGCUCCCCCCACCCCCGACCUGGCAGGGGGGCCCCGGCCUCGGUGCGCGUUCCGCGGCCGCUGCGCCCACCCGCCUCGCCCCCAGUCCUGUUCUGUUCCUCACACGCCCUCUGGACGCCUACCUCUCCCCACACCCCCGCACCCCGCUGUUCUCGGUACCCCACUGGCAGACACCCCGGCGGCAGCGCAUCGAGGCCUGCUACCCCCCCCCAACACCGGCGGGCCCUGCUCUGGUCAGGGGGGGCCAGGGCUGUCGUUGGUCACAGAUGGUGUGGGGAUUUCCUGGGAUAGAAAUAGCCCCCGACUCUGGCCCCUUAAAGCUGCUUAAGGGGCGGAUGCGGAGGGGAGGACCUUGGCACACCCCCACACAUCCCAGGCCGCGCCCCCAGCCCCCAACGGGCUGAGCUGACCCUGCUGGGGGUGGGGGUGUGGGGGAGCCGCGGCGGCCAGCGGGCGCCUGCACGGCUCAGGAUCCCGAGGCUGACAGCCAUCCUUCCCCUGCUCCCGGAGCAGCCCCUGCCCAGGGCAGCCAGCUUGGGCCUCCCGGCUCUAUGGCCGAAAGCAGCCAGGGGGCAAAGGGGCAGUCCACAGAACCCGAAGCCAUGUCCCAUGAAAAGAGUUUCUUGGUGUCUGGGGACAGCUACCCUCCACCCAACCCUGGAUAUCCUGGGGGUCCCCAGGCCCCCAUGCCUCCCUAUGCUCAGCCUCCCUACCCUGGGGCCCCCUACCCACAGCCCUCUUUCCAGCCCUCCCCCUAUGGUCAGCCAGGGUACCCCCACGGCCCCAGCCCCUACCCCCAAGGAGGCUACCCACAGGGGCCCUACCCCCAAGGGGGCUACCCACAGGGGCCCUACCCCCAAGGGGGCUACCCACAGGGGCCGUAUCCGCAGAGCCCCUUUCCCCCCAACCCUUAUGGACAGCCACAGGCCUUCCCAGCACAAGACCCAGACUCACCCCAGCACGGGAACUACCAGGAGGAGGGACCCCCGUCCUACUACGACAACCAAGACUUCCCCGCGGCCAACUGGGACGACAAGAGCAUCCGGCAGGCCUUCAUUCGCAAGGUGUUCCUGGUGCUGACCCUGCAGCUGUCGGUGACCUUGUCCACGGUGGCCGUGUUCACUUUCGUCGGCAACGUGAAGAGCUUCGUCCGCGAGAACGUCUGGACCUACUAUGUCUCCUACGCCGUCUUCUUCGUCUCUCUCAUCGUCCUCAGCUGUUGUGGCGAUUUCCGGAGAAAACACCCCUGGAACCUCGUUGCCCUGUCGAUCCUGACCAUCAGCCUGUCCUACAUGGUGGGCAUGAUCGCCAGCUUCUACAACACGGAGGCGGUCAUCAUGGCUGUGGGCAUCACCACAGCCGUGUGCUUCACGGUGGUCAUCUUCUCCAUGCAGACCCGCUACGACUUCACCUCGUGCAUGGGGGUGCUCCUGGUGAGCAUGGUGGUGCUCUUCAUCUUCACCAUCCUCUGCAUCUUCAUCCGGAACCGCAUCCUGGAGAUCGUGUACGCCUCGCUGGGCGCCCUGCUCUUCACCUGCUUCCUGGCAGUGGACACUCAGUUGCUGCUGGGGAACAAGCAGCUGUCCCUGAGCCCAGAGGAGUACGUGUUUGCAGCCCUGAACCUGUACACAGACAUCAUCAACAUCUUCCUGUACAUCCUCACCAUCAUCGGCCGUGCCAAGGAGUAGCCUGAGCCGCCAGCUGUCCACGCGCUGCUCGAGGGGCCUGGCGGACUGGACCCUGCCCCUGGCAUGGCGGUGCCAUCUGUACUUCCCCUCUCUUUGGUCCCGGGCUGAGGGAGCCCCUCCCAGCACUCCUGUCCGUACACUGCACAUACUCCGUUUGGACUGCUCUGGCCACAGCAUGGCCCCUCCAGCCUCCCCCUCCCACCAGGGGCUCCGGGGCUGCGUGUCCGAGCCUUUCCCGUCUACUUGUUGCAUGAAGCCCGUCUGCCAGCCCACUCCAGGGUCUGGGGGGGCAACACCAGGUCCCUGGGGAGAGGGAUCGAGCCAAGAGGUGAGGGUGCACGUCUCCCCUCCUGUCCCAGCUCCCCAGCCCAGCAUAGAGUCCCCCCUUCCCCACCCCACCCUCGAGUGCUGCUCUACCUGGGGAUGUGUGGGGCGGGGUCUGACCCUCGUGCUGAGCCCUGAGGGCGGAGGACGGCAUGUCUCGGGGGAGGAAGCCUUCCUGCCAUCCUGCUGUCACUAAAAUCCCAAUAAAUGGACCUUCUGCUCUC